This is a messenger RNA of Penicillium nucicola, 1173 nucleotides long. RefSeq lists its product as uncharacterized. Gene Ontology annotation, biological process: transmembrane transport. The coding region runs from base 1 to 1173 and encodes 390 amino acids. The record is from RefSeq and is a predicted model, not a curated record. Lineage: Eukaryota; Fungi; Ascomycota; Eurotiomycetes; Eurotiales; Aspergillaceae. The transcript has 3 exons. Gene Ontology annotation, cellular component: membrane. Gene Ontology annotation, molecular function: transmembrane transporter activity.
AUGGCUACCGAAGUCGACACCCACAAAAAUGCCUUUGCAGAAGACAAAAAGUUCGAUCCUGAUGCACUUGAAAACGACUAUCCCAAAAUCGAAGAAGGCAAACAGACGUCAGCGAACGGUGUAUUGGAAGCCCUUGGCUACGAGCCCGAGUUAGUUCGAAACCGAUCCACGCUCCAAGUGGCUUUCAUGUCAUUUGUCCUUGCAGCAAUCCCAUACGGCCUCGCAACAACAUUCGUCUACCCCCUUGUCGGAGGAGGUUCAGUUAACAUCAUCUGGGGAUGGCUUGCAGUCUCUAUGAUCAUUCUCUGCGUCGCUGCGUCCCUCGGUGAAAUUACUUCAGUCUAUCCAACUGCAGGAGGUGUCUACUACCAAACCUUUAUGCUAUCACCUCCUUCAUAUCGCAGAAUUGCGUCCUGGAUCUGCGGGUGGUCAUAUGUUGUUGGAAACAUUACUAUUACCCUCGCAGUCAAUCUUGGAAGCACCCUUUUCCUCGUUUCGUGUAUUAAUGUUUUUGAAUCUUCUCCGGGAGUCGGAAUCUUCGCGGCGGAAACUUAUCAAGUUUUCCUGAUCUUUCUGGCUGUCACUUUCAUCUCUACAGCAGUAUCAGCUUUUGGAAACAAGUGGCUACCCUUGCUUGAUACCUUUGCAAUUUUCUGGACGCUUGCCGGUGUUCUGGCUAUUGUCAUCUCUGUGCUCGUAAUUGCCAAGAAUGGUCGACAUGAUGCCGCAUACGUCUUUACCAACUUUGAGCCUCAGUCCGGAUGGCCAGCUGGCUGGUCUUUCUGUGUGGGUCUUCUCCAGGCCGCUUACAGCACCUCUUCUACUGGAAUGAUUAUUUGCAUGUGCGAAGAAGUUCAGCACCCAUCAACACAAGUGCCCAAGGCGAUGGUUGGUACGGUCAUUCUCAAUACUCUGGCUGGCUUCCUCUUCCUCGUUCCUUUGGUCUUUGUACUCCCCGAUACCACGAUGCUUGCUGCGCUCGCAUCCGGCCAACCGAUGCCAACCAUUAUCAAGUCGGCUGUUGGUAAUGAGGUUGGAACAUUCUUGCUUCUGGUGCCUCUUAUAGUCCUCGCCUUCUUGUGUGUUAUUGGCUGUACCACCGCUGUUUCGCGAAGCACCUGGGCCUUUGCUCGCGACGGGGGAUCCCAGGUUCCAAGUGGUGGAAGCAGGUGA